Molecule: messenger RNA, 6028 nt
Organism: Arabidopsis thaliana (thale cress)
Lineage: Eukaryota; Viridiplantae; Streptophyta; Magnoliopsida; Brassicales; Brassicaceae
Gene: PTM
Product: PHD type transcription factor with transmembrane domain protein (PTM)
Exons: 16
Coding region: 264-4883 (1539 amino acids)
Biological process (GO): proteolysis; chromatin organization
Cellular component (GO): chloroplast outer membrane; chromatin; nucleus
Source: RefSeq, marked reviewed
AGGCUUAAAGGAAAAAGCACUCUCCUUCUUCUUCUUCUUCGUCUUCUCUCUCUUAUGUCCUUGUCCAAUUCCCAAAUCCUUCGUUGUUGAAUUUUGUCUUCUUUCUUCCUGAGUUUUCCCUUCUUCUCUUCAAGAAACCUUGAUCAGGGCUUAUGGGUUUCGAUGAAACAAUGAGAUUUUGAUGAAUCUAGGUAGUGGAGAAACUUACUGCUCCCAAAGAGAUUUUGGCCAUAGAGUAUGAAAUUCCCCCAAAGGUUGUUUUGAUGGAAGCGAAGGUUCCUAGACCUAGGGGAAGACCGAGGAAACGUCAGAGAUUAGAGGAUGAUAAUCGAAAAUUGAACAAUCGAGGGAAAAAGCAAGUUCUGGAGGUUGAGCCUGCAGUGCCGAUAUCUUUACUUGGUUGUUAUAUGCUGAAAGAUUUUGAUGACAAUGAAGUUUUUCUAGGGAAGAUAGUGUCUUAUGAUACUGGGUUAUAUAGAGUGAUAUAUGAGGAUGGUGAUUGUGAGGAAUUGGAGAGUGGUGAUCUUCGUCGUUUAAUUAUUUCGGAUAGUUACUUAGACGAUGAGUUACGUGUUAGAAGGAAGAAAUUAGAUAAACUUAUACUGAAGAAGGAGGAGAAAAAGAAACGAAAUUCGCCGGAGAACAAAGCAGUUGAGUUGCCAAAUCAAGUAAAUGGAGUGCAGGCACGAGCAGUUACGAACUCCGAAGAUGGUGAUUCAUAUAGUGACUCAGAGUCGUCUGAGAGUGGAGAUAAGAGAGGUUCAGAUCUUGAAAUUGAGGCUCCUCUUGUUCCACCAGUGGAUUUACCUCCUUCAUCAGGGACAAUUGGUAUCCCAGAGGAGGCUGUGGCACAUCUCUUAUCUGUAUAUGGGUUCUUAAGGUCAUUUAGUUUUCAGCUUUAUAUCUGCCCAUUUGAACUCAAUGAUUUUGUGGGAGCGUUGUAUUUCUCGGGACCAAAUUCUUUGUUGGAUGCUGUUCAUGUGGCCUUGUUGCGGGCAUUGAAGGGUCAUCUAGAGAGACUUUCCUCCUCCAAGUCUGUCCUAGCCUCAAAAUGCUUGAGGUGCAUUGAUUGGAGCUUGCUCGAUGUGCUAACUUGGCCUGUUUAUUUGGUUCAGUACUUUACUGCGAUGGGGCAUGCUAGUGGGCCUCAGUGGAACAUUUUUAACAAAUUUGUUGUGGAAAUAGAAUACUACUCGUUACCCAUUGGGAUGAAAUUGAAGAUUCUACAAAUUCUCUGUGAUGACAUCUUUGAUGUAGCUGAUCUAAGAGAUGAAAUAGAUGCUCGCGAAGAAUCUGAAAUUGGAUUUGAUCCUGAUAGAGUUGCCACAGGUCUUCUUGAAAAUGUACCUAGACGGGUCCACCCCAGAUUCGCUAAAACCUCAGCUUACAAGGAAAAAGAGGUUACUGAUAGCUCAACAAACGAGUCUAAAGAUUUGGACUCAAGAUGUACUAAUGGCGGUUCAAAUGAAGUUAGCUCAGAUCUAGAUGGAAACAGUGAUGAAUGUAGGAUUUGUGGAAUGGAUGGAACCUUGCUUUGUUGUGAUGGAUGUCCUUUAGCAUACCACUCAAGAUGCAUUGGUGUGGUCAAAAUGUAUAUACCAGAUGGGCCAUGGUUUUGUCCAGAGUGCACUAUUAACAAAAAGGGGCCGAAGAUUGCUCAUGGAACCUCACUUAGAGGAGCUGUACAGUUUGGAAUGGAUCCACAUGGGCGACUCUUCUUGGGUACUUGCAAUCACUUACUGGUGCUUAACAUAUCUGUCAAUGGAGAUGCAGUUGUCAAGUACUACAAUGUUAAUGACAUAUCAAAAGUUGUACUAGUGCUUAUAUCUGCAUCAAGCCAUACACUAGAAUAUGUAGAGAUUUGCAAAGCGAUCACCCAAUACUGGGAUCUUCCUGAAGGUAUCUCCUUGAGGGAAGGGGAGAUUGGUUUAACUCAAGCAAAGGAUAGAGAGGAUGGCAAGGUUUCAGAGAUCACUAAGUCAGAUAGUGCAAAUAUUUCCAAUAGAAGUCAUACCCAGACUGUGUUUGACCUCCCUACAUCUACUUUGGGUAAUACCAACAGUGCUGUUACAGGAGGUUCAUGUGGAAUACAGGGGAAAAAAUUGGCUGCUCGUGUUACCUACCUGGGUUUAUCGUUUAAACCCAACACAUACAAUAAUCAUUACACAAAUGGAGAAUUGGCUGUAUCUGCUGCUGCCAGUUUGGCUGUCCUAUCGUCAGAGGAAACCCAUGAACCUGACCUUCGCAAGUAUAAUAGUGCCAAGAAAGCUGCAUCAAGUAACAUCUUAGAGCAGAUGAAAGCUUUUUCAUUAGUAGCCCCCCGUUUCUUCUGGCCAAGUCCUGAUAAGAAGGAGAUUACCAGAGAAAGAUGUGGUUGGUGUCAUUCUUGCCGACUCACAUCUGCAAGCAGGAGAGGAUGCAUGUUAAAUGCAGCUGUAGCGGGUGCCACUAAGGGUGCAAUGAAGAUCUUCAGUGGUCUUUUUCCUCUAAAGAAUGGGGAGGGAGUCCUUUCGAGUAUUGCAGCAUAUAUUCUAUAUCUAGAGGAAAGCUUGCGUGGUCUGAUAGCUGGGCCAUUUCUCAGUGAAAGUCCAAGAAAACAGUGGCGUAAGCAGGUAGAGGAAGCCUCGACAUGCAAAGCCCUAAAAGCACCCCUCCUUGAACUUGAGGAAAAUAUCUGCAGUAUUGCUCUGUCAUGCGAUUGGUUUAAACAGAUGGAUGAUUGGUUGAUAGAACAUUCUAUUUUCCAAAGUGCUCCAGUUACACUUGGGGUUCCACAGAGACGUGGACCUGGUAGGACGAAGCAAAAUACCCAGGCUGAAGUUACAGCUGAAGGUUCCGACGCUGAUAGCUUUACAUGGUGGCGAGGAGGGAAGUUAUCAAAAGUUAUUUUGUUGAAAGCAGUUUUGUCACAACCGGCAACAAAGAAAGCAGCUUGGCAAGGGGGUUCUAAAAAGAUUCCUGGAUUAAAUUAUGGUGAUGCUUCUUACAUCCCUAGGAGAAGCAGACGGUCUUUUUGGAAAGCUGCUGUUGAAAGUAGCAAGAAUAUAUCUCAGCUUGCUCUUCAGGUAAGAUAUCUGGAUAUGAGUUUAAGAUGGAGAGAACUUGUGCGGCCAGACCAAAAUCUCCAGAAUGUCAAAGGCCCAGAGACAGAUGUUGCCAUUUUUAGAAACGCUCGGAUAUGUGACAAAAAGCUUAGUGAUAACAAGGUUAGCUACGGAGUUUUCUUUGGAAAUCAAAAGCAUCUGCCAUCACGCGUCAUGAAGAAUAUAAUGGAGGUCGAGAAAACCCAAGAUAGAAAUGAAAAGUAUUGGUUACAAGAAGCCCAUGUUCCCCUAUACUUGAUCAAAGAAUUUGAAGAGAGCUUGCAUAGAGUACAAAUGCCUUCUUCAACCAAGAAGCCAUCCAAGAAAUUAUCAAAGCUUCAGAGAAAGCAGCUGAAAGCUUCCCUCAUGGACAUAUUUUCAUAUAUAGCCUCAAGGAGGGACAAGAUGGAGAAAUGUUCUUGUGCAUCAUGUGAUCAUGAUGUUCUAUUACGGGAUACAACAACAUGCAGUUCUUGCCAUGGAUUUUGUCACAAGGAUUGCACUUCGAUGUCUCAACACACAAAUGGAAAUGUUGAAGUUCUGGUCACCUGCAAACGGUGUUACCUUUCAAAAACUCGAGUUCCAACAAAUAUCAAUCACAGACAGUCAACAGCACCCCAGUUCACGAUCAACGUACGACAUCAAAAUGCAGUCAUUCCAGUCAUCAAGGUUAAGCCUCCUAGUCAACAAUUAUCAUCCCAGAAGCCACGGGAGAACACUUCGGGAGUUAAACAAGUCACUCCUGAUUCUAGUGUAUCUAAGAGUAAACAGAAGACACUGUCCUGUGGAGUCAUAUGGAGGAAAAAGAACGUAGAGGACACAGGUGUUGAUUUCCGGAAUCAAAACAUUCUCUUGGCCGGUAGAUCAGAUAAACCGAGCCUGGAACCGGUUUGUGGGAUCUGCCUACUGCCGUAUAAUCCUGGGUUAACGUAUAUUCACUGUACAAAAUGCGAAAAGUGGUUCCACACUGAAGCUGUUAAGCUCAAAGAUUCACAAAUUCCUGAAGUUGUUGGGUUCAAAUGUUGCAAAUGUCGACGUAUACGAUCCCCUGAUUGCCCUUACAUGGAUCCCAAACUCAAGGAACAGAAGCAGAUCAAAAGAAUAGUCUUCACGAACCAGAAACAGAGGCAAGGAAAUUCUGGGUUGGAUUCUGAUUCUGAAAGAAUGUCUGAACAAAAAGACUCGAAACCUUCUACUCCGUUACCUGCCACUCCUUUAUAUCCUCCUGACGAUGUAUUUAUUCCAGAAGAUGAUCCUCUCCUGGUAUCAGUUUCCAAAGUCAAACAAAUCACACCCAGUAGUUUCGAUCUUGAAUGGAGCACCACUGCUUUUGCGCCUGGACCCCAAAAGCUACCAGUUAGAAGGCAAGUGAAACGAGAAGAUUCUGAUGCAGCCUAUCCUGAACUGCAUCCUAUUGUGAAACCCGAGGCAGAGGAGCAAGCUUUACCUGUUCUAACAGAAUGGGAUUUGUCUGGUGAGCUACUUUUCGACUACGAGGACAUGGAAUUUGAACCGCAAACUUAUUUCUCGUUGACCGAGCUACUGACAGCCGAUGAUAGUGGUGGUGGUCAGUACCAGGAAAAUGGUGAUAUGGUUGUUUCAGGAAACCCUCAGUUCGAACCAACAGAAAAAGAAGAGUGUGAAGAUGAUAUGGGUCCAUGUCAGAGAUGUUUGCAAAUGGAUCCAGCGCCUGAUCUUUUGUGCACGGUUUGUGGAUUGCUUAUACAUUCUCACUGUUCUCCAUGGUCAGCCUUACCCGGAAGUAGCUGGAGCUGUGGUCAAUGCCGUGAGUGGCAGUAGCUGGACCCUUUGAUUUCAAGCCCCUUCCCAAAUUUUAACUUCCACAUUCUUUGACAAUGAAUUUGAGGGAAAAUUGUAUCCUCCUUUGUUUGGCUUAUAAUGGCAAAUGAGCUGUAAUUUCUAGUUUUUUUUUAGGUUUGUCUUCGUCUAUUUUAUUUAUCUUCGUUUAUAGAGUGGAUACAUGUUUGCUUUCAAAUUCAUACCAAGCAGGGAUGCUUACUUGGUGGAAUGAUUAACUUUCAUGAAUUAGGGCACUAGGAAGCAUUACACUAGGAAGCUUUGGUGCAAUCACACAGUUCAAGUCGAUUCUUCCUGACCGGAGUACAAAAGUUGACAUUUCGCUAGCUGGUCCAUUUGCUGGAGCUGCACUCUCAGUUUCCAUGUUUGCUGUUGGUCUGUUCCUAUCUACAGAACCAGAUGCAGCUAACGACCUGGUCCAGGUUCCCAGCAUGUUAUUUCAAGGUUCAUUACUUCUUGGACUCAUCAGCAGAGCAACUCUGGGAUAUGCAGCUUUGCAUGCUGCGACAGUUUCAAUCCACCCGCUUGUAAUUGCCGGAUGGUGUGGUUUAACAACAACAGCAUUUAAUAUGCUUCCAGUGGGAUGUUUGGAUGGAGGAAGAGCUGUACAGGGCGCAUUUGGGAAAAAUGCACUGGUUACAUUUGGUUUGUCAACCUAUGUAAUGCUUGGACUCAGAGUGCUCGGUGGCCCUUUGGCACUUCCUUGGGGACUCUACGUACUAAUCUGCCGGGUACACAAAAUUUCUAAACUCUGCUACUUCAAAAAUACGAGUCAGCUUUAAAAGAUGUUUCUAAGCAGUAUGUUUUGGACAUAGAACACCUGAAAAACUGUGUCUAAACGACGUGACCGAGGUUGGAACUUGGAGGAAGGCCCUUGUAGGGAUUGCACUAAUCCUAGUGGUUUUGACACUCCUGCCUGUAUGGGACGAACUCGCAGAAGUAGGCAUAGGGCUUGUAACCACAUUUUGAUGUUAUCUUCCUUCUUUGAGCAGAUGUUGUAGUUAGGGCCAAUCCGAAACAAAUUUUUUGUUUUGGCAAUAUUUAGAUUGCCAGAUAUAAUGAGCCAUGUAGGUACACUGUAAGCUAAUAGAAAAGUAUUCAUAUGUAAUUACUUCAAUUCAUUCUUC